AUGCACCCGCGCCUUGUGGGCCUGCAGGGCGCACGGCUGCGUCGGCCGGCCUCGGCCGAUGCAGGCGAAAACUGGCAGGAUAUCGCUGCCGCCUUUUUCUCCGACGAUGAUUGCCAGGCAGGCUCCACGGACGAGAGCUGCGCGCUGAACGCCCUCCAACUUGCCCGCUGCACAGGGGAUUUCGAGACUGAAGUCCGCGCCCCUCUCAUGGAGAUGGUGAAGCAGCUCAAGGACAUCACCAACCAGCUGGUCGUCUCCCUGAACGAGGCCGACGAGACGUCCAAGGAGGACAACAACAUGGGGCUCCUGCCACUCACGACUGCCGCCAACAAGAUCCUGCGAAAGGUGGGCCCAACGUUCUUGCUGAUGCUGAACAACACGAAUGCCGCCAAGCGCGACCCAGGCCUUGAGCAGUACGGGGAGCACGCGGUCAUGCAGCAGGACUCCAUGCUGACGAUGCUGAAGUUUACCGUCGUGCACUCCGGCCUCGUCAUGCAACAGGUGAUCGAUUCCACCGACGAGACGAGCAACGACUUUGCCGUCGAAGUGAACGAGGAUGCUCAGGCGGCACGCGAAUGGCUGAAGAGUUCGCUGCUGGCAUCCUGGCUCAGCGCCAAGGACAUGCUCCCGAGGGUCCAAGCGCUUGUGAACGGCAGCUACAGCUCCCCGGAAGUGAUGGCGAAGCAGGCGGCGUGCGCGUCCGACACCGCCACGGCAAUCUCCAAGCUCCCCGUCGUCGAAGCUCCCAAGCUCAACAGCUCGAGCGGAGAGAUCUGGAAAAUUGAUUGCGUAGUCCUUCGAGCCAACAAGCUGUCCAGAGUCAUGACGGCACGUCCCAGCAGCAUCGAGGAAUGGGUCCACCUUGUCCCUCACUUGCUGGAUGACGACGGCUGGCGGCCUAUCCUGGCAGGCGCUUCGACCGCCCUGUUGCACUGCAGCUGCCCUUGGGGUGGAACUUUGGUGAAGAUCUCCUUUCUGGAACAUUCUGAGGAUCUGUGGAGGGUUCUUGUCCGGCCAGAAGUGGCUUCAUGGGAGACCGGCAAGCUUGGGGAAUGGAGCCACGUGACCCUGGAGGAGCAGCUUGCGCUGGGGGAUGCUGUGGUUCACAUGGAGGCGCCCUGCGCCGCUGUGCGGCUCCUGGCGGCGCUGUUUGGUGCGACAGGCAUGCGGCUUGCCACGGAGAUGCGCGUGCGCACCUGGCGCGACUUCCCGCAGAGAGGCGAUGUGGCCCAGACCAUCACCAGCCUGUGCGAGUCUGAUGCCAUGACUUUUUGCCGCCCGACUGACAAAGGGGCCGUCCAUGUGUACCACAUCCUCCGAGUGCCGGGGAGCCUCGACUACUCCGAGAGCGUUACCGCGCAACUCGAAGGCGUCCUGCAGUCUGGAAAGGUCUUGGCACCACACCUUGUUCACCGACCGGGCAUCAGUGACAUCCGCCAACAUGACCAGCACUUCUAUCUUAUCCUCACCAUACAGAGCUGCAAGCGGGGAAUGCCUUUGUUGCCAGUGGGGAAUGUGCAUGCCCACGGGGAGCAUGUCACCACGAUCGAUGCCGGCAAGGGUAUGGGGCUGACUACUUGGGCCCGCUAUGAUCCUGCCAUGGUGGGAAGUGACAGAUUCUUCCUGUCGGAGUAUCUGCAACAGUUUGCGAAGAGCAUUGGCGAAAGCCUGGAGGCCUACCAAUCCUUGAAUGGGCAAGAGCUGCUCUUUUUCCAGUGCGCGGUCGCCAGAGAAGAAUGGUCCCGUGUUCAGCCGCGCAUUCAAGCUGCAUAUCGCCUGCAAAAGACGGCAUACCGCCACCUCAACGGUGGGGUACAUGCGCCGGGUCUGGUGGAGGGAGGCGCACCACGUUUCUGCCCAGACAAGGGCCUCACGCCUCCGCAAGGUCGCAUCGCGCGUCACCAACCCAAGGCUCAGGUCCGCAAGAUGUUCUUCGAGGGGGAGGAGGUCGAGGGUGACGAGGAGCAUUCGGCCCUCCGAAGCUGCAGACGCCACCACAGCGCCACGAUGUCCAGGGACGGCGACUGCAUCUGUGUUGCGUGA
Molecule: messenger RNA, 2043 nt
Organism: Symbiodinium natans
Lineage: Eukaryota; Dinophyceae; Suessiales; Symbiodiniaceae
Source: the annotation of a GenBank genome assembly